AUGAUAACAAAUGCAAGAGCACCUGAUAAUAUUUAUCAGCGUAUACGUUACUUUGAUGAACCAUUUGCUUAUAUAUGCUUAAAUUAUCAGGUGGAAAAGUAUUGUUCUCAUUGCUUAAGAAAAUCUGAUAAUGGCAAACUUUAUAAAUGUGCAAAAUGUGAAUUAGCAAGAUAUUGCAAUAAGGAAUGUCAACGUUUGGCAUGGAAAAAACAUCAUCGCGCGGAAUGUCAACGUUUAAAAAUGGUUUUUCCAAAUUUGCCACUUUCUGAGGUGUUAUUUCUCAGUCGCAUAAUUGAUAGGAUAUUAUUGUUAGAGCAAUUUGGUGACAAAUAUAAAUGGGAAAAAAGUAGGAAAUGGACAGAUUUAAUGGGACAUGAAAAUGAUAUUCGAAAUGAUAAGCUUAAAUAUGCACAUUUUGAAAAAAUUUAUGAAAGAAUGGCAAAAUUUCGAAAAGAUGAAAUGAUUGAAAAAGAGAAAUUUUAUGAAAUUUUUUGUAAAACAACAAUUAAUUCACAUUCAAUACAUACAAAUGCUGGCGAUGAAAUUGGCUUAGCACUUGAUUUAGGUGUCUCUGCAUACGAUCAUUCCUGUCGUCCAAAUUGCUCGCUUGUUUUUGACGGAUUUCACGCUUAUCUAAGACCGUUAACUUCAGAAACAAACGUUUUUGAUUUGCAUGUAGCACGUAUUAGUUACAUUGACAUUGGCUGUUCACGUUAUCAACGUCAAAAACAACUUAAAUCAAAAUGGUAUUUUGAUUGUCAAUGUGAUCGAUGCAUGGAUCAAUCAGAUAUUAUCCUAACAUCGAUACGUUGUAAAAAUGAAUUAUGCGAUGAAGCAUUAAUUAUAACUGAAAUUUCUGAACCAAUCGAUAUUAAAUGCUCAAAAUGUAUGCAAAUUACAGAUGCAAAUCAUAUUAAAAUAUGUCAACAAUUAAUGCUUAAUCUUCCGAUACAAUUUGACAUUAAUUGUAGCACUGAAAAUAUUAAAGAAAAACUUAAUGAAGCAAUGAAAUAUUUGCAUACGAAGAAUGUUUAUGUGACACGAUUGAAAGCUGCACUUCUUCAUUUCACUGGAACACUUAAUGAUAAUUUACUUUUCAUUCAAAAAAGUGUUUAUGAAAAUUAUAGAUUAUGUUUUCCACGAUCCGAUCGACACCUUGCAUAUCAGUUAUUAAAAAUUGUUAAAUCACUUAUUGAAAAAGGUGAACGAAAAGAGGCUGUAUCAUAUGCAUAUGAAGCGAUGAGCAUAUUUGAAGUAUGUUUUGGUCUCAAUCAUCCGUAUUAUCUGCAAACGCUUGCACUUUGGACAUUUCUGGAUCAGGAAAUUGCAAAAACAGAUGAUGAAUUAUUUGCAUUAAUGAAUUUUCAGUCAAAUAAACCAGUUGAUUUAUCGGAAAUUUUGUUAAAAAAAGCUUAA
Brugia malayi is the source of this 1416-nucleotide messenger RNA. RefSeq lists its product as uncharacterized. Gene Ontology annotation, cellular component: nucleus. Bases 1 to 1416 code for a protein of 471 amino acids. NCBI's taxonomy places the organism in Eukaryota, Metazoa, Nematoda, Chromadorea, Rhabditida, Onchocercidae. The record is from RefSeq and is a predicted model, not a curated record. Gene Ontology annotation, molecular function: protein binding. The transcript has 8 exons.